Paramisgurnus dabryanus is the source of this 2964-nucleotide messenger RNA. Its product is annotated as myelin-associated glycoprotein-like. Gene Ontology annotation, biological process: cell adhesion. Gene Ontology annotation, molecular function: sialic acid binding. The record is from RefSeq and is a predicted model, not a curated record. Gene Ontology annotation, cellular component: plasma membrane. Lineage: Eukaryota; Metazoa; Chordata; Actinopteri; Cypriniformes; Cobitidae.
ACUUUUAAGAAGAUUUUGUGAUGCAAACUGCAAAAAGUUGUUUCACGUUCCUUAAAAAAGUUUUGUAGGGACAGAACAAGUCUAACAAGAGAAUAUCAGACAGCACUUUACAGUUGAUUUUACAUGCAGAUUCUAAGAGAGUCACUAGCAGAUAAUAGGAAGUUCAACGGCUUUUGAUUUUACUGAGACAAAACUUUUGCUCCGUCAGAAGGGAAGUAUUUAGAUCUUUACAUCUUCUACAUAUCAGCUUGGAUAUAGUUUAAGGAAACACUGUAAGGUGCUCCAUUCCGAUGUAAAGAUGUUGAUUUUCCUAAACAGCUUGUUUGCAUUUGUUUUCUACCUAGGAGCAUCAUCUGCUGGUGGUAACCCCUGGAAUGCUGAAAUACCAAAUUCAGUAGUGGGUCUGUCUGGAUCAUGUGUGGUGAUCCCUUGUAAGUUCAACUACCCAUCAGAUGGAAAGACAUACAACGAAUUUACAGGAAUCUGGAACAAAGAUGCAUCGGACAUAAUCUACCACAAAGAGACUUCCAAAAUCAACAGCAAAUUCAAAGGUCGCACAACUCUUCUUGGUGAUCUGCAUCACAAAAACUGCACUUUGAAAAUCUACUCUUUACAUCACAGUGAUGCUGGACUGUACAUGUUUCGCAUCGAAAUCAAAGAUUUCAACCAGUACUCAUACGAGGAAAGUAAAGUUUCUAUUACAGUGAAAGAUUUACCUGAACAACCCAUCAUAUCUGUGAAUGAGGAAGUGAUGUCACAGAAAGAAAAGACCGCUACCUGUAUGGUGUCACAUUCCUGCCCAUCUGACCCGCCCCAGAUCACCUGGAACCAUGAAGGCACGCACACAAGUCAGUCACAGCCACAAGACCAUGGUCAAUGGAGAUUAACAUCAUCUCUGACCUUCACACCCUCCAGAGAAGAUCAUAAUAAACCUCUCAACUGCUCUGCAGAGUUCAGUGGUGGGAAAAAAGUGACCAGCAGCAAAACACUCAAAGUUAAAUAUCCUCCAUAUAAUUUAAAUGUGAAGAGUAACUCGCCGGUGAAGGAGAAUACAUCUGUUGAACUGAUCUGCUCCUGUGACAGUAAUCCACCUGCUAGUUUCCAGUGGAUUAGUUUAAAUGGAUCUGUGUUGGCUAAUGGACCCAACUAUAAACUGAAUCAUGUGUCCCGGACUGAAGCCAUAUCCUGCACCGCCAGUAACACAGAGGGAAAAAACAGCUCCGGUCCUCAGAGGAUUAAUGUGUUGUAUCCUCCUGAGAUCAAAAAGGAGUCUUUCUGCAAAUCAGAGCCUACAGUCUGUGUUUGUAUUGUGGACUCCAACCCACCCAGUGAAGUCAAGUGGCUUGGUCCCUCUGGAGCUUUCCCCAGCUCUAGCAUUGAACAAAAUGGUUUUCUUACCAUCUUUACCCUUCAGGGGUGGGAGGGUUUCCCUGACGCUAUCCAUUGCUUUGCCAGUAACAGCGAGGGAAACUCUGUCAUAACUAUCCAAGUCCCUAAUCAUCGUAUGAUCAUAUAUAUUGUGGUUGCCACAGCUGCUGUUUUAGUUACUUUAGUGGUAAUUUCCGUUUGUGUAACCAAAAGACACUGUAGGUGCAAAGCUCAGGAACAGCAUUUAAAUGAUAUGAAAGCUGACCCAAAUGAAAUGAAGACAACCCCAAAGUCUGGCUUACAAAGCAAAGAAGAGAAAAGCAAUGACAUUUACAUAAAUAACCAAGAUGACUUGAAUGAUUAUGAGAACUGGGGGUGUGAUGACCUCCCAUGUGGACAAGAUGAAGAUGAAGCAGUCUAUGCUAACACGUAAAAAUAAAUAAACACAUGAUUAACCUGUUUGUAUUAAUGAGAAAGGUUAAGUGCCUCACGGCAUAUAUUCCCUUGGCUAUGCAAUUUCUCUAUGGCUAUGCAAGUUUUUUUCAAGUGUUUUUUUUCUCAAGGCGUAGCAUCAAGUUCCUUAAUUCAGUGUAGGUAGCAAGACGGUUUUGUUUUAAAAGCAAAAGUUUCAUUUCCUCUUUUUGUAACUUUUUUGAGCCUAACUACCUAACUACUGUUUUUUUUUUUUUUUUUUUUUUUUCAUUAUAUUUGAACUAUUUUUUUUACUAAUACACUUAAUGGCUGAUUUGGCUCUAAAGCUUGUAUGGUCUCUGUGCAGGUGCAAAGCAAUUCUUGUAACUGAUAUGGAGGCUAAACGCUAUAUGAGUUAGUGUUACAGAAGGAGUUUUAACCGUGCAUAAGAUGCUUUUUGGAAUAUUCUCAUAUCAUGCAGGAAAAACAUGAAUCAUAAUCAGGUUUAGUAUCAUUUAUGAAAAUAAUGCAAACUUGAAUCCACACUGUUUUUAAAUGGCACAUACCAAAUACUAGAUAAAUAUUUUCAAUAAAAUUGCAAUAUUUUGUUGCUGUCAUGUUAAUGUAAUUGUGAACCAAUAACCAAUAUACCAUUAAUUUGUGUGAACAACCAGGUUGUAUGAGUAGUUAUAGCGGGACGGCAUUCGUCAAACUUUUAUGACCCCCUCCCCCACCCGCUGACAGGUGCUGUCUGACAGCUCGUGUUUGACAGGGGGCGGGACCAUCAAUCAAAAUCUGUACAAGUUGUCAACUUUAGACAGUGAGUUCGUAAUCGUUUUAUGACCGGUCAUUUAGUGGUUUGUUUUUCCUGUGUGUGUGUUUUAUGUCAAGCUUAUGUUGUUAUGUUUAAUGACGGCUCGUGUUUCGACAUUUGCCGUCGGUUUCUCUAUCUAUCAACCCCUCCUUUCUCACAAGCCCUGCAUUCUUUCACAGGGGUGCGUGUUGUAAAGCGAGUAAAGAUUUCUAAAACUCAACGUUGGUAAAAUAAUUCCCCAUUACGGUGUCAAAAAAGUAAAUGUUUAUUUUAGAUUUAUACAAAUCAUGAACAAUGCUAUGAUUAAAACUUUUGUUUGUAACAUCACAAGUUAUUUAAUUAAAUAUUCCGUAUACGUGUAUAGUUUAAGC